Messenger RNA from Leopardus geoffroyi (Geoffroy's cat), 2790 nucleotides. It is a transcript of the gene DOK4, whose product is annotated as docking protein 4. The record is from RefSeq and is a predicted model, not a curated record. Gene Ontology annotation, biological process: positive regulation of MAPK cascade; cell surface receptor protein tyrosine kinase signaling pathway. The coding region runs from base 396 to 1493 and encodes 365 amino acids. Gene Ontology annotation, cellular component: cytoplasm. The transcript is spliced from 9 exons. NCBI's taxonomy places the organism in Eukaryota, Metazoa, Chordata, Mammalia, Carnivora, Felidae.
CCCGGUGCCGCCACCGCCCCGCUGCCCCCGCCGGCCGCGCCGUGACGCGGGUAUGAGCCUGGCCCGCCGCCCGCCGAGCAAGCGCCCCGGGCUCGGGCCGUGGCGCCCAGGAAGCAGCACCCAGAGGAGCUACUGAAGAGUUCCAGGGGCCGGGAUGAGGGCCUGAGUGGGCUUGACUCUCAGCCUCCCUCCUGGGGCUGGAGAGAACCAGCAGGCGCCGGGCAGAGGAGCUGCUAGAACAAUGCUGAGGCGGGCGAGGUGAGGAGCGGCCCUCGCGGCCCCCCCGACGACGGAGUGUCUCGAACAGGUGAUAGGAGGAUCCGGAAACCGAGGCCACCUGGGCAUCCCUCCCCGCUCUCAGCCAGGCCCGGCACCCCAAAGGCAGUGGGGAAACCAUGGCGACCAAUUUCAACGACAUCGUCAAGCAAGGCUACGUGAAGAUGAAGAGCAGGAAGCUUGGGAUUUAUCGGAGGUGCUGGCUGGUGUUCCGGAAAUCCUCCAGCAAAGGGCCCCAGCGGCUGGAGAAGUACCCAGAUGAGAAGUCAGUGUGCCUCCGAGGCUGCCCCAAGGUAACUGAGAUCAGCAACGUCAAAUGUGUCACGCGGCUCCCCAAGGAGACCAAGAGGCAGGCGGUGGCCAUCAUAUUCACCGACGACUCAGCACGUACCUUCACCUGCGACUCAGAGCUGGAGGCGGAGGAGUGGUACAAGACACUGUCUGUGGAGUGUCUGGGGUCACGACUCAAUGACAUCAGUCUGGGAGAGCCGGACCUCCUGGCCCCAGGAGUGCAGUGUGAGCAGACAGACCGCUUCAAUGUCUUCCUGUUGCCCUGCCCCAACCUGGAUGUGUAUGGCGAGUGCAAGCUGCAGAUCACCCACGAGAACAUCUACCUCUGGGACAUACACAACCCCCGCGUGAAGCUCGUCUCGUGGCCCCUCUGCUCGCUGCGUCGCUAUGGCCGGGAUGCCACACGCUUUACCUUCGAGGCUGGCCGGAUGUGUGAUGCCGGGGAAGGGCUCUACACCUUCCAGACACAGGAAGGGGAACAGAUCUACCAGCGGGUCCACAGUGCCACCUUGGCCAUCGCUGAGCAACACAAGCGCGUCCUGCUGGAGAUGGAGAAGAACGUGAGGCUGCUGAACAAGGGCACGGAACAUUACUCAUACCCCUGCACGCCCACCACUAUGCUGCCCCGCAGUGCCUACUGGCACCACAUCACAGGUUCCCAGAAUAUUGCCGAGGCGUCCAGCUGUGCCGGUGAGUCCCAGCGGCGCCCCACACUCACCUGCCACAAGGUUCUGUGGAGGACCGGGCCUUCUGGGCGGGGGUCCUUUGACCUGCGUCCAAGUCCUGAGCCCGCCUCCGUGUCCACAGGUGAGGGGUACGGGGCAGCCCAGGCCAGCUCAGAAACAGACCUCCUCAACCGAUUCAUCCUGCUAAAGCCAAAGCCCGGCCAGGGGGACGGCAGCGAGGCCAAGACCCCAGCCCAGUGACGGCAGGGCCGGCGCGCGCCAAGGACCGCCGGGGCUGCCUCUUGCUGGGCCGACUGCAGCGUGUUGUGGACGCCCUCGAGGGGCUGCUGGCCAAGAGCCUGGAGAAGCGGAGCAAGCUAUCCCUUCCUUGCCCCCAGGGUGAGGCUGGACCAAGGCAAAGGGCUGGCCACACUGCCAGAGCAUGUGCGGGGCUGGAGCUACCGUGGGACUAUAUACUGUUAAUGAUUUUAAUAUAUAUGGCUUAUGACAUAUUCUAUACUCCUGAGAUUUCCCCCAUCCCUCCCCGAUACCACAUACAGUUUUUAAUCCCACGACCGGGUCACAGUCAAGGCUGUUUUUGAACGUUGAGGGCAGCUGUUCCCUGUCCUCCGUGGCACAGCCCUCCUGCUGCCAGGACUUGCUUGAGUGGCCAGGGCCAGAGGAGGGAGACAGAGCUCCAGGCUGGCGCUGGGACUGCUGGCUUUCCCCAAGCAGCCCAGGGGCUGAGACAGCAGGUGGCUUCUCAGUUCCUCUGGGCCUAGAGGGGCACAGGAAGGAGUUGAGCUUCCACUGUGCCUCUUGGCAGCCUUGCACUUGGGAGUUUUAAGCAGAGGUGACAUCUGGUUGACACCUCAGGUGAAAAUCUGGUUUUAAAAUGUAAUGUUUGCCCAGGCUCCUUCCUGCUUAGUAGGCUGAGAAGAUCCCCCAGGGGUGGGGGUGCAGGUCACCUCAGCGAGGAGGAGGAGGGCCGGUUUGAGCUCUUCCCCGCCCCGGGGCCAGGCUGCGGGGAGCACCCCUCCCGCACCCUCACUGAGCUGGGGGUAGGUGAUGUCCCAGCAGAGGGAGCCCCUCUGCCGUUUGGCCACCCUAUGGCCGGCCAAAAGCACUCGGAAACCGAGCCCUUCCCAUCUCCUCUUCCCCACAUGGUGCUGAGGCUCCCUGCUGAAAUGCAAUUAAAGCAAUUGAUUUUCUAGUGCUGGUAUUUAUUGACUACCUUGCAGAAGGGCUAUCUUUCUAUUCCCAUCAAACCCUCGGUUGCGUGUGUGGGUUGUUUUUUUUUUUUUUUAAAUACUUUAGGGUUCUGAUUUGUGGAACAGAUCCUGUUGUAAAUAACCACUAUUCAAGCUGUGGCAGAAUGAUACAGCAAGAGGCCCCUCCAGGAGCGCCCUGGAGCCAGAGAGGGGCCACAGCCAGCUCGGCACCAAAGCCCUUGGAGAGGGAGGUAGGGCCGGCUGGCUCAAGUUAGUGGCACGAUGACGCAUGAAGGAGAUUAUGUUGUGCUCUUUAUUGCCAAGAAUAAAAACUUUUAAAAAGACAA